This is a messenger RNA of Quercus robur (English oak), 702 nucleotides long. RefSeq lists its product as uncharacterized. The record is from RefSeq and is a predicted model, not a curated record. The coding region runs from base 1 to 702 and encodes 233 amino acids. NCBI's taxonomy places the organism in Eukaryota, Viridiplantae, Streptophyta, Magnoliopsida, Fagales, Fagaceae. The transcript has a single exon.
AUGGCCUCCAACUCCAACUUCUCUUUCCCACCACCACAGUCUAAUGGGUCCACAGGUCCAAGUUGGGCCAACAAAGAUAAGUCUUCCUGGUUAUGGAAUUUAAUUGUGACACUUGCAAUAAUAUUGUGUCUAUGUAUACUCAUAUGGGACUUGCUUUCAAAGCAUGAACAAAUCCCUGAAGUCAUCCUUCACAAUUUCUCUGUUCCCAAGUUUCAAACUUUAGAUUCACGAUUGGUUGCUGAAUGGGUAGCCGAAUUCACCAUUUUCGUAGACGUACCUGAGUCGGGCGAUUCCCCAGUUUUUGUAAACAAUUCGCUAUUCCAACAUGUUGAGGGUUUUGUAUCAUACAAAGAUCAUAUACUUGCUGUGAACUCUACGAAGAUAGUACAAGAAGAGUCGGAAGUUAUUGGUCAAACGACAACGAGUGUCAAAUUUUCCACAAAGGGUUUGGAAGGAGAUAAAAGGGAGGUGAAGGAUUGGGUGUUGGAGGACAUAAGGAAGGAUAGAGACAAUGGGACUGUGAUUUUUGGCAUGCAGUUAGUCAUAUGGACUCGAGGAUUCAAGAAGUCUUCUUGGGCUGGGUGUUCGGAUUUGAUGGUGGAUUUUAAUCAGGCAAAGUGGGAGGCUACUUGGCCUACUUGGCCUGAAACCAGAGAUUGCAAUGUUACUAAUUGGAACCGUUCUUUAAAUUCACUGUAUUAA